This is a messenger RNA of Hansenula ciferrii, 1347 nucleotides long. It is a transcript of the gene GAS4, whose product is annotated as 1,3-beta-glucanosyltransferase. Gene Ontology annotation, cellular component: cytoplasm; fungal-type cell wall. NCBI's taxonomy places the organism in Eukaryota, Fungi, Ascomycota, Saccharomycetes, Phaffomycetales, Wickerhamomycetaceae. The transcript has 2 exons. The record is from RefSeq and is a predicted model, not a curated record. Gene Ontology annotation, biological process: fungal-type cell wall (1->3)-beta-D-glucan biosynthetic process. Bases 1 to 1347 code for a protein of 448 amino acids. Gene Ontology annotation, molecular function: 1,3-beta-glucanosyltransferase activity.
AUGGUGAAGAUCGUCUCUGCUUUGACUGUGUUGGCAGUUGUUUCAAGGAUUUGUAACGCGUUAGUCCAUCCAAUUGGUAUACAUGGAAGGUAUUUCAUAGAUACAGUUACAAGGGAACCAUUUUUUAUUAAAGGUGUUGACUAUCAACCUGGUGGAUCAUCAGGGGUUAAUGAUUAUCAAGAUCCUUUGUCAGAUCCAAAUGCUUGUGCUCGUGAUGUUAUCCUUUUUCAAGAAUUGGGGGUUAAUACUAUUAGAGUCUACUCUAUUAACCCAGAUCUUAACCAUGAUACAUGUAUGACCCUUCUUGCUUCAGCCGGAAUUUAUUUGGUCUUAGAUGUCAAUUCACCUUUAGAACAUCAACAUUUGAAUAGAUAUGAACCUUGGACAACUUACAAUGAGUACUAUUUGGAACAUGUUUUUAAAGUUGUUGAUCAAUUCUCUGGAUAUAAUAAUACCCUUGGGUUCUUUGCUGGGAAUGAAAUUAUUAAUGAUAAAAAGUCUGCAAGAGCUUCACCAGUCUUUGUUAAGAAAUUGAUCUCAGACAUGAAAGGUUAUAUCAGUCUGCAUUCAGAAAGAUUCAUCCCGGUUGGUUAUUCAGCAGCUGAUGAUUUAAGUUACAGAGUAUCAUUAUCUAAAUACCUUGAAUGUUCCAAUGAAAAAUCCAUUCAAGACUCAGUCGACUUUUACGGUGUUAAUACUUAUCAAUGGUGUGGUGAACAAACUUUUUACACCAGUGGUUAUGACGUUCUUGUUGCUGAUUAUGAAAAUUAUGCCCGUCCUGUAUUCUUCUCAGAGUUUGGCUGUAAUGAAGUGACCCCAAGAUUAUUUGAAGAGAUUGGAACCAUGUUUUCUAAUGAUAUGAUUGGUGUUUUUAGUGGUGGUUUGGUCUACGAAUUCUCCCAAGAACCAAAUAAUUAUGGUUUAGUUGACUAUGACCAAUAUGGUAAUGUUCAAUUGUUACAAGAUUUCGAAUCUUUGAAAAACCAAUACACCACCACAGAACUUCCUACUGGAAGACAAAUCGCUGAGCUUUAUAGUAACGAAGGAAAAAUUCAGAAGUUGGGUACACAGUCAGUUCCUGAAUGUGAGGAUGAGUAUGUGAAUUUAGAAAUCACAAGGGAAGUAGAGGACAGUAUUGGAGAAGGUUUGAUUACUGAUGGUGUUGAUGUUAAGAGAGGUCAAUUUGUGAUUUUGAGUGAAGAAGACCUUUUCACAACAUUUAAUAUUACAAACUAUGAUGGAACUCCGUACGAGGGUAGUGAUCAUGUUCAAGUUGAGACCCUCAUUGAUGGUAUUUCUGAAUAUGAGGCUUCACGUUUAUCUUCAAUCGAAAGUGAUGGUGAGUAA